This is a messenger RNA of Aureobasidium melanogenum CBS 110374, 1077 nucleotides long. RefSeq names its product OTU-domain-containing protein. Gene Ontology annotation, cellular component: cytosol; nucleus. The record is from RefSeq and is a predicted model, not a curated record. The transcript is spliced from 2 exons. Gene Ontology annotation, molecular function: cysteine-type deubiquitinase activity. Lineage: Eukaryota; Fungi; Ascomycota; Dothideomycetes; Dothideales; Saccotheciaceae. The coding region runs from base 1 to 1077 and encodes 358 amino acids. Gene Ontology annotation, biological process: endoplasmic reticulum unfolded protein response; protein deubiquitination.
AUGCGUAUCAGGAUUCGCGGCCCUUCGGGCAUGUCCCAGGUCAACAUGCCAGAGACAGCAACAUGGGGAGAGCUCAAACACGAGAUAUCCUCGAAAACUUCAGUCGCAGACUUUGAUGUCAAGUACGGCUACCCGCCUCAAAAUCUGGAUACCACAAGCAUUGAUAACGAGACCAAGUUGACCGAUGUUGGCAUCAAACUUGAUGGCGAACAACUCAUCAUCUUGCCACGCGAUGUUCAGCAAUCAUUACAUAACCCUAUGUCUGGCCAUAAAGACCCUCAAAAUCCUGGUGCUUUGCCUUCAUUGAAGAAUAUUCAGCCUCCUCAGCACAGACCUGGUGAUUUUCCUUCUGGCCAGGCGAGUGGAGGACAAGCCGCACCGCUCUCUUUGCAGAGAAAACCGAACGAUGUGGAAAGCGACCCACCUGAAGUCCCCGUGCCUGGUCUAGAAGGUGUUCUUGUUCUUCGUGUGAUGCCGGAUGACAACAGCUGCAUGUUCAGAGCCUUAGGAAGCGCUGUGUUGGGUGAUGCGCUGGAUGCUAUGAACGAGUUGCGCUCUAUGGUGGCUCAGACAAUUCAAUCAAAUCCGGAUCUUUACACUGCCGGCAUGCUUGAGAAAGCACCCGACGACUACUGCCGCUGGAUCCAACGCGAAGAUUCUUGGGGAGGCGGUAUUGAGCUCGCCAUCCUUUCCCAGCAAUUUGACAUCGAAAUCUGCAGCAUCAAUGUUCAAGACUUGCGAAUCGACCGCUUCAAUGAAGGCAAGCCAAGACGCUGCAUCCUUAUUUAUUCUGGCAUCCACUACGACGUUGUCGCUGUCUCGCCUGGACCCGGUACAAGUCCCGAAUUCGAUAGGAAGAUCUUCGAGGUCGCGCAGAUUGAGGGCAUGGAGGGCGAAGAUGGUGGAGCGCUGCAAGCUGCCAGAGAGCUAUGCCAGGUCCUGCAACAAAGACACUACUUUACUGAUACCCACGGCUUCACCAUUAAAUGCAAUGUUUGUGGCUGGACUGGCAAGGGAGAGAAGGGUGCUACAGAGCACGCAAAGCAGACAGGUCAUAUGAACUUCGGCGAAGCAUGA